Suncus etruscus (white-toothed pygmy shrew) is the source of this 792-nucleotide messenger RNA. Its product is annotated as CD226 antigen-like. The transcript has a single exon. The record is from RefSeq and is a predicted model, not a curated record. The coding region runs from base 1 to 792 and encodes 263 amino acids. Gene Ontology annotation, cellular component: external side of plasma membrane. Gene Ontology annotation, biological process: positive regulation of T cell receptor signaling pathway; positive regulation of type II interferon production; positive regulation of natural killer cell mediated cytotoxicity directed against tumor cell target. NCBI's taxonomy places the organism in Eukaryota, Metazoa, Chordata, Mammalia, Eulipotyphla, Soricidae.
AUGCAUUGGGAUACAACUGUUAAACUUGCUGAGAAUAUGACUCUCGAGUGUAUCUACCCAGCCAAAGGCUUCUUAACCCAGACGGAGUGGUUCAAGAUCAAGUCAGGCCAGAGAGAAUCCAUAGCCAUCUAUAACCCGGACAUUGGUGUCCUCAUUAGGGAUCAGUAUGAAGGCAGGGUGUCCUUUUUGAAUUCCACUGAAUCUCGCAAUGAUAUCACCCUGUACUUUCAUAAUGCCUCUGGAGCUGAUGUUGGCUACUAUAGCUGCUUUCUUCACACUUUUCCUUAUGGACACUGGGAAAAGUUGGUCCGGGUGGUUGCAACAGAUGGCUUUGAGAUUGUGGAAUCACCUGAAAAACAGGUGGUUUCGACAACUGGAAAAAAUAUCACACUCACCUGUCCUCUGCCUGUGGAUUCACCAAUAGAAAGGAUUACCUGGGAAAAGAUACAACCUCAUCAGAUCGAUCUCCUGUCAAAAUGUGACCUACCCCUAGGGCAAAGUGAUGCUUCUAAGUUCCACAGAGAGAUCUGGAGUUCCUGCUCUAAAGACAUGCCAGUGAGCAUCAUUAUCCUGUACCAGGUUCUGGUCUCUGACUCUGCAAUUUACCAGUGUGAAUUCCAGACCUUGAAAGCACAAAAUGCAAGCUGUCUGAUAAAACUGACGGUCAAUUCUGAUGACCAUGAUAGCCUAUAUAUUCUCUUCAUUGUUGGAGGGAUAAUAAUAUUGUUGGUACUGAUUAGCCUAAUUUCAAUGGCCAUUUUCUUUUUCUAUAAGAAGACCACGACAAAAUGA